CGCCGCAGCCGCCAUGCGCUAAGCUCCGUCGAGUAGUGUUGGGCGCAUUUACAUUAACGGGCCAAGUAAGUGGCGCCUUUCAUGUGGGAGGGCACGUCUGUUUGACUUUUUAUUUCUUUCUCUUCCGUUUGUUACGCCUUUAGAAAAAGGACAGUUCUUAAGAGGACACAUCCGCUUUAUGGAAUUAGUUUUGGACAGUAAAACUAAUAAGAUGCCUUGCCACAACCAGCAGCUGAGCGGCGCCAGCCAACAGGAACACGCUGUCAAGCAGGUCCGUUUCGUUAAUACGGGCCCCGGCGGCGGCACCAUCUCCAGCGCAGAGGUCAAGGAGACCCAAGGAAGCGAGCUUGUCGGAGCUCCGUGUCCGUCGGAGCUUGGGCCGCGAGUUAAGCUGCUCCCGCUGAAUGACCAAAUCCGAGAGCUGCAGACCAUCAUCCGGGACAAGGCAACCAGCAGAGGUGAUUUUGUGUUUUGUGCGGAUCGACUGAUUAGACUUGUAGUUGAGGAAGGACUCAACCAGUUGCCAUUCUCCGAGUGCACCGUCACGACUCCCACUGGGCACAAGUAUGACGGCGUUAAAUUUGAGAAGGGCAACUGUGGCGUCAGUAUUAUGAGGAGCGGAGAAGCCAUGGAGCAGGGCUUGCGGGACUGCUGCCGAUCCAUCCGCAUCGGUAAGAUCCUCAUCCAGAGCGACGAGGAGACCCAGAAAGCCAAAGUCUACUAUGCCAAAUUCCCCCCCGAUAUCUACAGGAGGAAGGUUCUGCUCAUGUACCCCAUCCUGAGUACCGGUAAUACCGUGAUAGAGGCUGUCAGGGUGCUUAUUGAACAUGGCCUGCAGCCCAAACACAUCAUCCUUCUCAGCCUCUUCUCCACACCCCAUGGUGCUCAGUCGAUCGUCCAGGAGUUCCCAGACAUCACGAUUCUCACUACAGAGGUGCAUCCGGUAGCCCCCACCCAUUUCGGACAGAAGUACUUUGGGACAGACUAGCUGCAAGUCUGGAGAGCCCCUGCGAUAAUGCGUCGCUGGACCCACCAACAGUGUGCUUUUCCUCUGCUAAGAGCCACCUGGUAAACGCCUAUUGCACCACUCAGCCAAUCCAUGAUGGCCACCCAAUCAUGUGACUAGAAAAGUGUUACAAAACCAGACACGCCCACCAUGAAAAGAGGAAGGGGGAAGCACAUUCCAUUCAGGUCUGUGAGGAAAAUGAGGUGGGCACUGCCUGUUGAUUUGCCUGUUUUUGCAAUAUUAUUUAUGUCUUCAGUUUUAGGGGAGGAAAAAAAAUAAACAUUGCUCGUAGUUUUUC
Molecule: messenger RNA, 1304 nt
Organism: Paramormyrops kingsleyae
Lineage: Eukaryota; Metazoa; Chordata; Actinopteri; Osteoglossiformes; Mormyridae
Source: RefSeq, a predicted model, not a curated record